Molecule: messenger RNA, 291 nt
Organism: Pochonia chlamydosporia 170
Lineage: Eukaryota; Fungi; Ascomycota; Sordariomycetes; Hypocreales; Clavicipitaceae
Exons: 1
Coding region: 1-291 (96 amino acids)
Source: RefSeq, a predicted model, not a curated record
AUGAUCAUACCUGUAAGAUUGAUAUACAUCGCAAGCCACAUUACGGAAACCGGGUUUGGCGUCAUGGAGUUUCCCGGAACGUCUCUCUCGGAUUUAAACUUGAUCAGUGAAGGAGGGUUCGGUCAAGGGAGAAAACUAGGCUUGUCAGUGCCUCGGUUAUCUGGGAAGAUAAGGCUGCAUUCAUCUUUAAUCUUAACUUUGGGAUAUUUCAGCCGACAACAUCCACUUGCCGUAUAUUUGCUGUGCAUAUUGAGAAUGUCUCACGGCUCAUCACGGCUCAGCGCAGGUUGA